CGGGGCGCGGCCGUGUCGCGGGCCGGCCGGCGGCGCGGGAGGACUCAGGGAUGCCCUAACUGGAUUUAGGAUUCAUCCUGCAAUACGUUCAGUGUGCCUCUCCACAGAACCUCAUGUCUGAGGGACUCUCUGGUAUUGGUUUUUUUUCUUAUAGCCAACAGUAAUGAAUAAGGCCUUUCCAGUGUCUGUGCAAGGUAAAUGGCAGGAUGGAAAGCAGUGUGGAAACUUUGAAAGGCACUGAGAAGUCCAACCCUGUUCAAUGAAAAUCUUGGUGCAGCUGUUGUGGAGUAAUACAUGCAGUCCUGCUGUCAGCUUUUGCUGGGCUUUGUUUCUGGCUAAAGAAUGCAGACUAUAAAGUGUGUAGUUGUUGGAGAUGGUGCCGUGGGAAAAACUUGUCUUCUCAUCAGCUAUACCACCAAUGCCUUUCCAGAAGAGUACAUCCCUACUGUGUUUGACAACUACAGUGCCCAAAUGACUGUUGAUGGCCGGACAGUCAGCCUGAAUCUCUGGGACACUGCGGGCCAGGAGGAAUACGACCGCCUGCGCACGCUCUCGUAUCCUCAAACCAACGUCUUCGUCAUCUGUUUCUCCAUUGGUAGCCCCUCUUCCUAUGCAAAUGUGAGGCACAAAUGGUACCCUGAAGUUUCUCACCACUGUCCAAACGUUCCCAUUCUUUUAGUGGGCACAAAGAGAGACUUAAGAAAUGACCUGGAGACGGUUAAAAAGUUGAAAGAGCAAAGCUUGGCUCCCACUACCCCACAGCAGGGAACUUCACUGGCUAAACAAAUUGAGCAGUCAAAUAUUUGGAGUGUUCAGCAUUGAAUCAGGAAGGUGUUCGGGAGGUGUUUGCUGAAGCUGUGCGUGCAGUUCUGUAUCCUGUGACAAAGAAGAACACAAGAAAAUGUGUCUUGUUG
Messenger RNA from Colius striatus (speckled mousebird), 914 nucleotides. Its product is annotated as rho-related GTP-binding protein RhoG. Gene Ontology annotation, biological process: regulation of cell shape; cortical cytoskeleton organization; actin filament organization. Gene Ontology annotation, molecular function: protein kinase binding; GTP binding; GTPase activity. The record is from RefSeq and is a predicted model, not a curated record. Gene Ontology annotation, cellular component: cell cortex; plasma membrane; cytoskeleton. NCBI's taxonomy places the organism in Eukaryota, Metazoa, Chordata, Aves, Coliiformes, Coliidae.